Molecule: messenger RNA, 4107 nt
Organism: Ilyonectria robusta
Lineage: Eukaryota; Fungi; Ascomycota; Sordariomycetes; Hypocreales; Nectriaceae
Product: ABC-2 type transporter-domain-containing protein
Exons: 3
Coding region: 1-4107 (1368 amino acids)
Biological process (GO): transmembrane transport
Cellular component (GO): membrane
Molecular function (GO): ATP binding; ABC-type transporter activity; ATP hydrolysis activity
Source: RefSeq, a predicted model, not a curated record
AUGGCCUCGGAAGUGCAAGCGAUGAAAGACAGAGACGCGGAAGGUGGAGAGAAGCCCAGAAAGCUCGGCGUGACCUGGCAGAACCUCACUGUCAAGGGCAUCAGCAGCGACGCUACAUUCAAUGAGAACGUCCUCUCGCAAUUCAAUCCCUUUGGAAAGAGCGGCAAAGACGUGCCCAUGAAGACCAUCAUUGACAAUUCGUACGGCUGCGUUAAGCCCGGGGAGAUGCUGCUCGUUCUUGGACGCCCGGGAUCGGGAUGCACGACACUGCUGAACAUGCUCGCAAACAACCGGCUUGGGUACGCCGAGGUUACGGGCGACGUCAAGUUCGGGAGCAUGUCCGCUCAGGAAGCCAAGCAAUAUCGAGGCCAGAUCAUCAUGAACACGGAGGAGGAAAUCUUCUUCCCAACACUGUCUGUCGGGGAUACCAUCGAUUUCGCGGCCCGCAUGAAGGUCCCCUAUCACCUACCGCCGGGAAUCAAGACUGCCGAGGAGUACGCCCAGUUCAACAAAGACUUCCUGUUGAGAUCAGUGGGCAUCUCCCACACUGCCUCCACCAAGGUGGGAGACGCGUUCAUCAGGGGUGUCUCUGGAGGAGAGAGGAAGCGUGUUUCCAUCUUGGAGUGCCUGACCACUCGAGCGAGCGUUUUCUGCUGGGACAACUCCACGCGAGGCCUCGACGCCAGCACAGCUCUUGAAUGGAUCAAGGCAAUUCGGGUCAUGACCGACGUCCUCGGCCUCACUACUAUCGUCACUCUCUAUCAAGCAGGCAAUGGCAUCUACGAGCAUUUCGACAAGGUGCUCGUCCUCGAUGGUGGAAAGCAGACCUACUAUGGUCCCCAGACGGAGGCUGUGCCCUUUAUCGAAGGUCUUGGCUUUAUGCGCGACGGUGGUUCCAACCGAGGAGACUUCCUCACUGGCGUGACGGUCCCAACCGAGCGCAUUAUUGCCCCAGGCUAUGAGAACAAAUUCCCCCGGACUGCCGACGAGAUCCGGGCAGCCUAUGACCGGUCCUCUAUCAAGCCCAGGAUGUUGGCCGAGUGUACCUAUCCAGAAAGCGAAGAGGCAGCGGAGAAUACGGCCGUAUUUCAGGAAAUGGUGGCCUGGGAAAAACACAAGGGCGUGUCUAAGAACUCAGCUGUCACCACCGACUUCUUUUCCCAGGUUAAAGCCUCCGUCACUCGGCAAUACCAGAUCAUGUGGGGUGACAAGUCGACACUCAUCAUAAAGCAAGCUGCCACGCUCGUGCAGGCUCUCAUCGGCGGCUCCCUCUUCUACAAUGCUCCCGCCACUUCUACCGGCCUCUUCCUCAAGGGCGGCGCCCUGUUCUUCUCCAUCUUAUAUAACGCUCUCAUCGCCCUUUCGGAAGUCAACGACUCGUUUACUGGCAGGCCUAUUCUUGCCAAGCAUCGCGCCUUUGCCCUGUACCGCCCAGCGGCGAUCUGCAUUGCCCAGAUCGCCGCAGACUUCCCCAUUAUGCUAUUCCAGGUUACGCACUUUGGUCUCGUCUUCUAUUUCAUGGUCGGCCUGAAGACCACCGCCGCAGCCUUCUUCACUUACUUGAUCACCAACUUCUGUACCGCCAUGUCCAUGACGGCCCUGUUCCGACUGAUUGGCGCCGCGUUUCCUUCCUUCGACGCCGCAACCAAAGUCUCGGGCCUCACGAUUGUCUCGUUUUUCGUUUACAUGGGCUACAUGAUCAUCAAACCAGAGAUGCAUCCGUGGUUUGUAUGGAUCUUCUGGAUUAACCCGAUGGCGUACGGCUUCGAAUCUCUUCUUGGCAACGAGUUCCACGCUCAGGACAUCCCCUGUGUUGGCCCAAACAUCAUACCAAACGGUCCCGGCUAUACCGCUGGCCAAGGCGGGCAAUCUUGUGCUGGUGUCGGCGGCGCGAUGCCUGGUGCGACGAGCUUCACCGGCGACGCCUAUCUCGCAUCAAUGUCGUUCCACCACAGCCACAUCUGGCGCAAUCUCGGCAUCAUCAUCGCAUGGUGGGUAUUGUUCGUUAGUCUCACCAUCUUCUUCACCAGCCGAUGGAAGCUACUGGGCGAAGGCGGCCGGAGCCUGCUCAUUCCCCGGGAGCUGAAGCACAGGUCGAAACAUCUACUCCAAGACGAGGAGUCGCAGGUAACCGAGAAGCCCUCAGCUGGAUCCGCGUCUGACACUGCGGGUGGGAGCCUCAGCAGCGACCUUAUCCGCAACAAGAGCAUUUUUACAUGGAAAAACUUGACGUAUACCGUCAAGACCCCUUCAGGCGACCGAGUUCUGCUCGACGACGUGCAAGGCUACAUCAAGCCCGGCACACUCGGGGCUCUUAUGGGAUCUUCUGGCGCCGGCAAGACAACUCUCCUCGACGUUCUUGCCCAGCGUAAGACCGAAGGCACUAUCCAUGGAUCUGUUCUAGUUGAUGGCCAUCCUAUCCCUAUCUCCUUCCAACGCUCCGCCGGCUAUGUCGAACAGCUGGAUGUACAUGAAUCCCUCGCAACUGUCCGCGAGGCUCUUGAAUUCUCAGCUCUCUUGCGCCAGUCCCGCGAUACACCAGACGAGGAAAAGCUACGCUAUGUGGAUACUAUCAUUGACCUCCUGGAACUCAAUGACCUUGAGCACACACUCGUCGGUCGUCCUGGCGCUGGCCUUUCGGUUGAGCAGCGCAAGCGUCUUACCAUCGCCGUCGAGCUAGUCGCAAAGCCCAGUAUUCUUAUCUUCUUGGAUGAACCUACAUCUGGUCUUGACGGCCAGGCGGCCUUUAAUACCGUUCGCUUCCUUCGCAAACUCGCCGAUGCCGGACAGGCUAUUUUGGUCACUAUCCAUCAACCAUCAGCCGUGUUAUUCUCGCAGUUCGAUACCUUGCUCUUGCUCGCCCGUGGUGGAAAAACAGUCUACUUUGGCGACAUUGGCGAUAAAGCACACACUCUGAAGGCCUAUUUUGCCCGUCAUGGAGCGCCCUGUCCGCCUGAAGCCAACCCAGCUGAGCACAUGAUCGACGUGGUAUCAGGAAGUGCCCAUCAUCGGGAUUGGAACAAGGUUUGGUUAGAAUCGCCAGAACACGAACAGCUUAUCAAAGACCUGGAUUAUAUGGUUGACGAAGCUUCCGCUCAACCUUCUAAAACCAUUGAUGACGGAUUCGAGUUCGCCGCUACCACAUGGACCCAGGUCAAGCUUGUAACUCACCGCAUGAAUGUCUCGCUAUUCCGAAACACUGAGUAUGUCGACAACAAGUUCGUCCUUCAUAUCAGCCUGGCACUCUUGAAUGGCUUCUCAUUCUGGAUGAUCGGCGACAGCCUCACAGACCUUCAGCAAAACCUUUUCACCGUCUUCAACUUUAUUUUCGUCGCACCAGGAGUUAUUUCCCAGCUACAGCCCCUCUUUAUCGAUCGUCGCGAUAUUUACGAGACGCGUGAGAAGAAGAGCAAGAUGUACCACUGGGGUCCUUUCGUUGCUGGCCUUAUUCUCUCAGAGAUCCCUUACUUGAUUAUCUGCGCAUUGUUGUAUUAUGUCUGUUGGUAUUUUACCUGCGGGCUCCCAACGGCACCGGAGCACGCUGGCAGCGUUUUCUUCGUGGUGGUGAUGUACGAGUUUCUUUACACUGGCAUUGGCCAGAUGAUCGCCGCCUAUGCCCCCAAUGCAGUAUUCGCCGCGCUCGUCAAUCCGCUCGUCAUCACGACCCUGGUAUCAUUCUGUGGCGUUAUGGUGCCGUACAGCCAACUUGAACCAUUCUGGAAAUACUGGAUGUACUACAUUGACCCAUUCAACUAUCUCAUGAGCUCCCUGCUUGUCUUCACGACUUGGUCCAAGACUGUCGAAUGCGAUACCCGCGAACUCGCUAUAUUCGACCCGCCCUCCAACCAAACCUGUGGCGAAUACCUCACUGCAUACCAGCAGGGCAUGGGGGCGGGGACAAAUCUCCUCAACCCGGACGCAAUCGCUGACUGCCGCGUGUGCCAGUAUACUGAAGGUGGAGACUUCCUUAAAACAAUCAAUCUCAAAGAAGAGUACUAUGGAUGGAGAAAUGCCGGUAUUGUUGUGGCUUUUGUCUUUGGCAUUUACGGACUGGUGUUUCUAAUGAUGAAGCUGAGGACAAAGGCUACGAAGAAAGCUGAGUCUUAG